Messenger RNA from Neoarius graeffei (lesser salmon catfish), 4549 nucleotides. RefSeq lists its product as uncharacterized. The transcript is spliced from 13 exons. The coding region runs from base 292 to 2127 and encodes 611 amino acids. Gene Ontology annotation, molecular function: protein binding. Gene Ontology annotation, cellular component: meiotic nuclear membrane microtubule tethering complex; nuclear envelope; membrane. The record is from RefSeq and is a predicted model, not a curated record. NCBI's taxonomy places the organism in Eukaryota, Metazoa, Chordata, Actinopteri, Siluriformes, Ariidae.
CUCUCAUGCAUUUGCUUCUUCACCUGUGUUUAUAAGGUGGUUUGAGUGUUCUGUUUUAAGAAAAAUUGGAGUUUAUAUAUUGCGCUGUGUUGUGCGUGUUUAAAGACUAGGAUCUGUAAUAUAGUAUUGUUUUGAGGAUAUUAUUUAUGUUCGUUAUCAAGUCGUAUGGAACUUAAUUAGGUUCUGCAGGAAGUCGGGAGCAUCCACAAGUGACGCUGGGUGCUGUCAAGGAAAACAGUGCUCAAAGCCACUCCAAUUUUGCACAUAGAACAUGAUAAAGGGAACAAUGAGAUGCACAAGCACACUGGCAGCAUGAGUACUCAGAAGGCUUUAGAUUGGUACACUGAAGCAUUUGACUUGGUUAAAGACCACCCAGGACAUGAUGGUCUACAGGACUGGUUGUCACUAGCAGACUUGAGCGAAGAUAACAUGUUCUCCCUUGAAGGCUGUGUACAAUUGGAGAGGAGGUGGAUACUCUGGCACAGGUUUAUGAAGGAAUACUCUCGUUUGGAUGAUUGGUUACGAUUGGCAGAGAAAUCAGCUGCUUCCCCAAAGUCCAGCCAUGUGCUAUACACCACAGCCAAAGAGGAACUGCAGAAGUUUGAGAGUUUGCGCACCGAGGCUAGGCUGCGCUUGACCCAGCUGGACAGCCUGAGCCAGACAAGCCACAUCCUGUUAGGGCUGUUCAUGGGCUCAAUGAAGACCAGGCUGAUAAAUAUGACCAAAGAAUGUGGGCAGCGCUGGGACAAGCUAAGCACCACUUUGGACACUGUGUGCCGUCGGUUGAAGCACUUUGUGUUCCAGUGGGAGGACUUUGAGAGGCAGCAAGAGGAAAUGGCCAUCUGGCUGGCUGACAUGGAUCUGAAGCUGACGGAGGUGGAGCAUUUUUCUGAAAUGAACACCUGUGCCAAAAUGCGACAACUUCAGGGCUUCCAGGAGGCAGUGGCUGAAAGUGCAGGUCGGCUCAAUGCGCUCCUCCAGCAAGGGGAAAAACUGAUCCAGAGAAGUGAGCCAGCUGAUGCCCAGGUCAUUGAGGGCCAACUACAGGAGCUGUUGCUAUACUGUGCUCGUGUCUUCCAGGGCCUAGGUCGUCUUCACACACGCCUUCUUAGCAUGAGGCUGGUGUUUGAGGAGGACUGGGUUCUGUGUCCAGACUCUGGCUGUCCCUCUGAGACGUUGUUGGAAGAGGAAAGUAUUAAAGACCACAGCUUUGCACCACCAGUUCAGGGUAAUCCUUCUCAGCUUUGUCCAGAGCAGCUGGGCCUGGAGUGGGAUCCUUCAGUGGACAUUGGAGGCUCCAUCUCCCAUGAUGCAGAUUCUUCCUACCUCAGUGCUGGUGCAGGGGUUUACAGCACAGAGGAACUCCUUACCAAGGAUCCUUUGAGGAAGAGGGCUAACCUGAGAUCCGCAGUGUCAUGUCCAGCUGCUAGUGUGAAAUGUAUACAACAGAUGGUUCCUGAAUGUAGCUUGGAUGAUAUGGCUCCACCCCAAACACCUGUGCCAGACAUUGAUAGGCCACCGUGUGCUUCAUUUUGGAAGACUUCCACUCCAGACUCUCACACCCCUGAGCCAAUCACCUUUAAAUCUGACCGUGUCAAUGCCUGGCUGGUUCAGACACCCCGACUCUGCUCUAGAGCUGUCCAGACAGAGCAUGUACCACAGUGUUCAAGCCUUUAUUCAUCGCCAUUUACACAGGAGCACAAGGGGGAGGAGGAGGUGAGGGAAGCUGACUAUCUGGAAAAUGUGCUUCUCAAGAGGCGCUCUUGCUCACCGCACACUAAUAACAUGUGUUCCAAGUCAUAUGACCUUCAGUCUCAUUCUGCCAAACAUUACCCAAGCCCACAGUGUAUGAAGGCGAAACUGAACUCCAGUGAUUCACUGAAGGACAGCAGCUGCACUAAAACGCACUGUGCCAACAGUGAACAGCACCUCUGGUCAAUAAGUUGCCUUAAGCUGUUGGAGAUCCGGAAGUCCCCAGCCCUGCUGUGCAUUCUGCUAGCCCUGAUCAUGGUUCUGGUUAUCUGGAGCAUUGAAAGGAGCAAGGGCAACCAAUGCUACCGCUCCAACUCCCUAACACAUUCCUUCCACCUAGACCUGUGCUAUGUCAAUGGCCCACCUCCAACCUGAGGACUGCACAGAUGCAGGGUAUUAAAGCUUGAGCACCAGGAACAGACAUGUGGAGACAUUACAACCAUGGUUUCUAAAGGAAAAAAAAAUCUGGGGAAAAAAAUUGCAUAGAGUUGGGGUGGAGGUCUUCACACAUUAGGCCAGGUUUUAUUAGGGACUUUAGAAUUUGUAGAGACACAGAUUUGAUAUGGAACACAUUUUGAUCUAUAUCCCUGGCAAUAGCCUAGUCUUUAUCAUUAAUGGCACAGGUUUGGUUCCGUAUAUGACUGAAUCAUUGGAAUUAUAAACAUCAGUGUCUUAAUAUGGGGGUUGAAGAGAUUUAUACUGCACUAACCAUUUCAUCCACUAAGCUAGAAAUUUAUUUAAGAUUUUUAGAAGCAAAAUAAAGUUUAUUAAAUAUUAGUUUGUGCUGUGACUGUGAUCUGUUUGAUCUUUAUAAUGGGUGUAACCAGUAUGGCAGUUUUUUGGUUUUCUGAUGCAAGAUGCAAAAGCACUUUUAUCCAUGUUGGCAGACUUGUCUCUUGUUCACCACAGUCCAUAAACUAACAAUCUGUGGCUUGAUUUGAGAUGACAAGGCGUUUUAAAGAAUGGUUUUGUUUUUUAUUUCCACCCUCAACUAAAUCCCUGACACAUUCUGUUCUUGUCUGUAGAAAGACAUUUCACUAUUUAGAUCCAUAAUCACAACUGAAAGGUUGUGGUGAAAAUCCAUGGGGUAACCUUUUUUGUGAUUACAAAUAUGGAGAAACUACCUAACUAGUUUUCACAGUAUUCUAUGAUGUGUAGGUAAAAGUUAGGUGUUUCCCCAGCUACAAAAUUCUGUGUGUUUAUUUUUGCUGCAUGGUAUGAUCCAUCAAAACCAUUCACCUUUUAGAUAGAACUUUUGUAUUAGGAUAUGUAAUGCACCUCCACAUUAGACUCCAACAGGACUUCCUCUGGUAAAUCUGAUACUUGAGAUUUUGAAGCCUUUGGGUGAUGUACUCUGUACACAUUCAAAAAAUGAGAAGUAAUGGUUUAUGCCCAAUGUAGCCUUUACUGUGGCACAUUUUGAAAGGCCUAACAUGUUUCAACUGCAGGCUCAAAUCAGAUUUGGUUUUCCCUGUCUGGUGGUUGUUAACCCUGAAUCAAGUGAAUUUUUGGGUUGAGAUUAUCUCUCAGCCUGGGAGCUUUUGCUGAAAAUAAUGACACUGAUCCAAAUUGGAACUGAAGUGAGGAGUUGUUUGUGGGUUGUUGUUUUUUUUUAAUUAUUUUUUUGCAUUUGAGAUUUUUAAUUUUCAGAUUUGACUGCCUGUCUAAAGAAAGCCUUCGGUGUUUUGCAAACAGCCUGGAACCACAUCACAGGGAAUUUGCUUUAUUAGACAUUUUAUUGUAGUAGGGAAAAACAUGACUGGGGGGAAACUUCAAUAGGAAAUCUUACACUGCUUGGCAUGGUCAUAUUUGUACCAAGAGCAGUAUUGUGGGCAUGUAGCAAAACAAUUAAAAAUAAUUUGCAUCAUAAGUAUUUUAUUACAUUUAAAACAUUAUGCAUAAAUGAAGACAGUGACUUACAGCUGUGCCAUUGAUUGUGAUAUGGAGUGAUUCAACAUGUGAUUUCUCCCUGAGGGCUAUAGACAGCGUCUAUCUCUGUCUCAGAGUUAAUUGACAGGUUGAAUAAGGCUUUUGUGCUAUGGCUGGAGAAAACUGCAAAGAACACUUCAAAUUGAGUUAGCUCACAAACUUUCUUGGCUGGACGAAUUUGUAGUUGGCCCUUCAAUCUCCUAGCUAUCCAUCACUUGGACUGGGAAAAUGUAUGUAUUUAUGAUCUAUAUUCAUCUGAAUGCAAAAAAAAGUGGAGAGUAUGGUCUACAUGCACACUGGAUUUUAAAGUUAAAUAUGAUAAUGUCAGUGAUGAGAUGGAAGACUGGACAAAUAAGGGCACAAAACCGAACUGUACAGUCUUCCCUCAAGUGACCAUCUGUGGUAAAAGUAACUACAGCUACUUUAUCAUAAAUUUAUUUUCUGCCCCUACAAAAAAUGUAUAUUAAGUGAAUCCAAAGUGAAAUGUGCAGUAAUGGGUUUCUAAUUAAAUAUCAACAAUAACUGAUGCAUUACUACCCUUUAUGUAACCAAAAUUAAUUCAUAAAUACAUGCUGUUUCUCAGUGCUUAGAAACCCUUUUGAUGAAUAUCUAACGGAAAAUUAAGAAUAAGAUUUAAGAAAACCUGACUCUGAUUAGGAAGCAUUGCUUCUUCAAUUUUGAGAUGGUUAUUCUGGAUUAAUGACAACGGUCUAUAACCUUUCUGAGCAUUUAUGUAACAGAGGAAUUUUGUUUACUAGCCAUACAAUAAAAUGCCCAUAUAGCACAUUCUUACCUCAAAAUCCAUUUGUUUCCAUUUAAUGUACAUGAAAUGUAAUGAUCUGUUACCAUAUGCCUAUUUGUAAGAGAA